AUGGACUGUGGACACUUAGCAGAGAGCAGCGAGGAGAUCUCCAGCCCGGGGGCAGAGCCCGAUUCCUCUGCCGGCAGCAGCACUUGCUGCCCGCCGCUGGCGGCCGGUGCCGCUCCCGGUGCCGCUCCCGGUGCCGCUCCCGGUGCCGCUCCCGGUGCCGCUCCGGGCCGCCCCGCCGCCGCCAACGCGGCCCGGGAGCGCAGCCGGGUGCAGACCCUGCGGCACGCCUUCCUCCAGCUGCAGAAAACCCUGCCCUCCGUGCCGCCCGACACCAAGCUCUCCAAGCUGGAUGUGCUCCUCCUGGCCACCACCUACAUCGCGCACCUCACCCGCAGCCUUCAGGAUGAGGAGGAGUCACCGGGAGAGGCCUUGGGCACCCUGCGCGGGGAUGGGUACCUGCACCCUGUCAAGAAGUGGCCCAUGCGUUCCAGGCUGUACAUUGGAGCCACAGGACAGUUUCUGACUCACUCGGCACAAGGAGACAGCGCAAACCAUGGGGAAACAUCAACAUCUUCACAGAUCUAACCUCCCUUGAAAAAAAAAAAGGUUAUUUAUUACACCUUAUAUAAAUAUAUAUUUAAGUUUAAAAAACAGUAUCUACAGACAAACUGUAAUUUCUGAAAUGCUGUUUGUAG
Messenger RNA from Agelaius phoeniceus (red-winged blackbird), 635 nucleotides. RefSeq names its product transcription factor 24 (gene TCF24). The record is from RefSeq and is a predicted model, not a curated record. Gene Ontology annotation, biological process: regulation of transcription by RNA polymerase II; developmental process. Gene Ontology annotation, molecular function: DNA-binding transcription factor activity, RNA polymerase II-specific; protein dimerization activity; RNA polymerase II transcription regulatory region sequence-specific DNA binding. NCBI's taxonomy places the organism in Eukaryota, Metazoa, Chordata, Aves, Passeriformes, Icteridae.